This is a messenger RNA of Aureobasidium vineae, 1653 nucleotides long. Lineage: Eukaryota; Fungi; Ascomycota; Dothideomycetes; Dothideales; Saccotheciaceae. The record is from the annotation of a GenBank genome assembly.
AUGACCAUGGACACAGAGAAGGAGAUGAUGACCAAGACCGGCCACCCAUCCCUUGAGCCCGUCAUCAGCUGUGCUCAGGGCGAUGUGUACGAGGCCAAGGUGCGCGACGAGAGAAAUGGAGAAUUCAAACGCUCCUUUUCCCAGCGUCAAGUUCACAUUAUCUCUCUUGGUUCCAACAUCGGCAGUGGUAUCUUCAUUGGAACUGGCAAGGCCCUUCACGUCGGUGGCCCUGGCAACAUGCUCCUUGCAUAUCUCAUCGUCUGUUCGUUGGUCUGGGCUGUGCUUCAAACACUGUCUGAGAUGACCAUUGCCUUCCCCACAUCUGGUAACUUCAUCGACUACGCAGACAGAUGGGUGGACCCCUCUUUGGCUUUCGGUGCCGGACUCGCCGAAUGGUUAGGUUGGACCGCCAUCGUGGCCGCAGAGGCUGUAUUCUUCACCAUUCUGGUCAAAUUCUGGUCCGGAGAUCACGUACCUUUUGCAGUCCUUCUCACCAUCUUCUUGAUUGUCGUCUUGGUCAUCUUCCUCCUACCGAACACAGUCUUUGCCUGGUUCGAAUAUGUCACUUCUUUGAUCAAGAUUUUCCUCUUCCUCAUCAUCAUCACCGCCAGUAUUGCCGUCCUCUGCGGUGCUGGUCCCCAGGGCUAUGUCCACGACGCUAGCAACUACACCGUGAGAGCGGCAUUCAAAAAUGGCUUCAGUGGAUUCGCACAAUGUGCUAUGCUCGCUUGUUGGGCCGUUGGCGACCAAAUCUUCAUUGGUGUGCUCGCUGGUGAAGCCCAGUCUCCUCGCAUGAGCAUGGGUCACGCUACCAAGCUUGUUCCUUACCGAGUCAUUGGCAUGUACAUGAUCAGUGUUACCCUCGUAACCUUCCUGGUACCAUCCGACAGCGACAAGCUCCUUGGAGGCUCCGGUGUCACUGCCUCUCCCUUUGUCCUCGGCCUUGUCGAUUCCGGCAUCAAGGGUCUGCCCGAUCUCCUUAAUGCUGGCAUGAUAUGUGGUGUCCUCGCCAUCGCAGCAGAGUCAAUCUACCUGGCCUCGAGAAUGUUGAGAUCCAUGGGCCACCAGAAGCUGAUACCCGAGUGGUUCGCUCAGGUUGAUGGCAAGGGUCGCCCUCGCCGCGCUCUUCUCAUCACCUCGCUCGUUGCAGUCGUUCUCACCUACAUGGCCUGCAGCUCAGGUGGCACCGUCGCAUUGAACUGGUUCAUCAACAUCACCAGUUCAUCUUUCUUCAGCAACUGGCUCAUCGUUGGAUUCACCUCUUUCAGAUUCAACGCUGCAAUCAAAGCACAGGCCAGCAAGGUUCUAUCCGAUCCUUUUGCCUGGAAGUCGAGCAAGUGGCCCAUGGCCCCCGUCUGGCUUCUUACUGGUUCCAUCAUGCUUCUUGCCUGCUGCCUGUUCGCUGCAAUCCUUCCCUCUGCUGGUGCAAGCUUCAGCGUUGCAAACUUCUUCUCCUACAUGCUUGGUGUCAUCAUCAUCUUUGGCGGCACUGGUGUUUACAAGCUCGUCAUGCGCACCAAGGUCCGCGAGCCCGCCAAGGCCGAUCUCCUCACUGGAAGACACUACUUGUCUGAGGAGGAGAUUGUGGAGCUUGAAACUUACUACGCCCUGUCCAAGUGGGCUCGCUUCAAGACUUACGUCCAGCUGUGGUAA